Bufo gargarizans (Asiatic toad) is the source of this 2719-nucleotide messenger RNA. It is a transcript of the gene GAS6, whose product is annotated as growth arrest specific 6. Gene Ontology annotation, cellular component: extracellular region. Gene Ontology annotation, molecular function: calcium ion binding. The record is from RefSeq and is a predicted model, not a curated record. Lineage: Eukaryota; Metazoa; Chordata; Amphibia; Anura; Bufonidae. The coding region runs from base 376 to 2331 and encodes 651 amino acids. The transcript has 15 exons.
GCCCCACAGCCCGGCCAGCCUGCACCUACUGCAGACGGGCUUGCACUUUUAUGGCUAGCCCUAGGUGCUAAUACCUCGUGUGGGCAUGGCUCCAGUGCAGGAGUGAGGGGGCACAUGCGGGAUUUCUAGGGACUGAUGUGUGCCCGCCCGGGGAGCGUGUGAGGAGGCUGCCGGGGAUCACGUCAGGGACAUAGAGGUGUGUCUGGAGAUGUGUGCAAACUUUUAUCAAAUGAUUGGGAGGGAGGAGGGCUGCCUCCCGCUGUGAACGCUCUGCUCUCUCACAGGCGCCGGAUCACAAGCUCCAGACCAGGGACAUCACCAUGCCCAGCCUGCCAGCCGCGCUGCUUCUCCUGCUGCUGGCUGCCGAGACCUCGCAUGGCAGCUGCAGGAGUCAUGUUGCAGGCCAAUGAAGCGGCACAGUUCCUUCGCCCCAGGCUGAAGAGGGCUUACGAUCCUUUUGAAGAGCUCAAGCAGGGCCAUUUGGAACGGGAAUGCGUGGAGGAGACGUGUAGUAAAGAGGAGGCCAGGGAAGUUUUUGAGAAUAAUCCUGAAACUGACUACUUUUAUCCAAAAUACCAAGAAUGCAUCCGGAGGUAUUCGUUUUUAGACAGGAAAGAUCCAGGCCUCUCUACAUGUAUCCACAAUUUACGGAAUCAGUGUUCUCCUAACCCAUGCCAUGAACUUGGUUCCACUACGUGCUUGGAUUUGCUUGGCGAUUUCUACUGUAACUGCAAGAAAGGAUGGAUGGGGAAAUCUUGUGACACUGAUAUAAAUGAGUGUGCUGAGCGGAAAGGGGGAUGUUCCCACUACUGUAUCAACAAACCUGGAACGUAUCACUGUUUUUGCCAGAGUGGCUAUCGUCUGCUUGCAGACAACAGAACAUGUACAGAUAUUGAUGAAUGUAAAAUAUCACCAGGCAUCUGCGGAACAGCAAAAUGCAAGAACAUACCCAGUGCUUACACAUGUCUAUGUGAAGAAGGUUUCAUAUAUGACGAAUCAACUAAAAGUUGCCAAGAUAUAAAUGAAUGUGAAGAGAAUCGUUGUGAACAGGCUUGUGUCAAUACACCUGGAAGCUAUUCAUGUCACUGUGAUGGGCGAGGAGGAGUAAAAUUAUCACAUGAUAUGAGCACUUGCGAGGACAUAAUGCCAUGUGUUCCUUUUGCAAUGGAGAAGGGUAUAAAGUCUUUGUACCUCGGCAGGAUGUUCAGCGGGACACCUGUAAUCAGACUUCGGUUUAAGAGGAAGCAUCUGACCAGACUAGUAGCAGAGUUCGAGUUUCGAACAUUUGAUCCUGAAGGUGUCCUUUUCUUUGCUGGUGGCCAUCAGGACAGCUCAUGGAUAGUCCUUGCUCUGCGAAAUGGAAAGCUUGAGCUGCAGCUGAAAUAUAAUGGAAUAGGACGAGUGACCAGCAGUGGACCAAUAAUGAAUCAUGGCAUUUGGCAAACGAUUUCUGUUGAAGAACUUGAUCGUAAUUUGGUGCUAAAAGUCAAUAAAGAUGCAGUCAUGAAAAUAGCAGUGGCUGGUGAUCUUUUUACAUUUGACAAAGGCUUGUACCAGCUAAAUUUGACAGUAGGAGGAAUUCCCUUUAAAAGUAGUGAUCUGAUUCAGCCAAUGAAUCCACGUAUGGAUGGCUGUAUGAGGAGCUGGAACUGGCUGAAUGGAGAAGACACCUCUAUACAGGAGACUGUGCAAAAGACAGAGAAGAUGCAGUGCUUUUUGGUUGCUGGUAGAGGGUCUUUUUAUCCAGGAAGAGGAUAUGCCCUUUUCUUAAUUGAUUAUAUGCAUUUAUCUAAUGAAGAACAACAUAAGUCUAACUGGAGUAUAGAGGUCAGUGCGGAGAUAAAUCCAGCAACCGAUACUGGAGUGCUCUUUGCUCUAGUGUCAGAAGACAAGGAAAUUCCUCUGUCACUAGCACUUGUCGAUUAUCAUUCCACUACAAAAGUGAAACGGCAGUUCAUCAUCCUGUCUGUAAAAAACACUGUGGUUUGUCGGCUAGAAGUAAAUGUCUGUAAUCAAGAACACUCGGUGGAGAUAUCUGCCAGCAAAGACCACAUACAACUUUCCUUUGAUGGGACUCUUGGAGAAGUGGAGGUGUUUGAAUCGGAACUACAGGCCAUUCUUUCCACGUUAAAUGACCAUAUGCAACAGGGAGUGAAGACUUAUGUAGGAGGGCUGCCAGAUGUGGAAGUCACUAGUACCCCCGUCACUGCAUUCUACCACGGCUGCAUGACCAUCAAAGUUCAACAAGAGCCCCUGGACUUGGAUGAGGCAUUUCACAAGCAUAAUGAUAUCACCUCCCACUCGUGCCCACCCAUUAAGUCUGCCAAAUAGUUACAUCACACUUUUUUUUUUUUUAACCAAGUAUUUUUUUUAUACAUGUAUAAAUUAUUCAGCAGUAUUGUGUGUAUAGUUUCGUAAAACACUGAAAUGAUGUAGAUCCUACUGAUUUAUUUUUUUCUUUUUUUACACCGGGUCAGAAGAUUGAGAUGCUCCUUUGUUGGUUAAGGAUUGUAAUAUAUUGUAAAUAUUUCAGAAAACUAAUGUUAAUUACCCAAAAACCUGUGCGGAAAGUUCCUUAUGGAGUUUUACUAUCAAGGGAGAACUGUGGGAAUGUUGUGCAAAAGAGAUGCAAAACUGGAAAUGUAUUAUAUUUGUAAUGGCAAACACGGCUUUUUAUUGAACUAUUUACAAGUUAAAAUAAAAAUAUUUUAAAAAAGUU